GUGAAGGAAGGACAGAGCAGUAUGUUUGUGCGUAUACUUUGCCUUUUAGAAGCAGGAAGCCUUCUGAACAGGGCUUGGCACUCAGGAGGAAUGGGAACUCUGAAGCUGAAGCUUAGGUAGGUUUCCCCACUAGGGAGUGUAUUUAAAAAAUGCUUAAGAUGUUUGUCAGGAUACUGAGUUAAAGCGAGAUAAAUGAUGUUACUUUAAAAAGGCAGUCUCACUGGAGGUUGUGGUGCAGGUAAUUUGUUGUUUGUGUUUUUACUGUAUUUGCAGGAGAGUUGGGUGCUGGGAGGGGUUGAACCAUAGGAUGUUGCUGAGAGAAGAGUGUUUAUUGCAGCAGAACUAAAAUUACAGAAAAAAAAAACCCGAAAGUACUCUGGGGAAAAAGAGUAAUUCUAGCACGCCAGAUAUUCAGUACUAAGCAUGCUUAAUAUUCAGUUUAGUCUCAUAUGACAUGUUUAUGGCCAGUGUGUGUGCCCCAAUGAAAGCACAGCCUAAAAAUGUAUUCGUUAAUUAGUUUUGGUGCAAGCAGUAGUGAGAGCACACAUAUUCCUCUUCUCCACCGACUGCACAGUUUGCUUCUCAAUAGAGGAAGAUGCAAAAUGAUUUCAAGUGUGCUAGAUUUGGGUUUCUCCUGGAGUCGUACCCUGAAAAUCGGCAGAAGGGAGGGAGGGGAGUUACUCUGUCUAUUAUCAUCAAGCUCUGCUAAUGUAGCCCGGGCACCACGUGACUGCAGAAAAGGCUAUUAUCUCAAUGAAAAGGAAACUGCUUUUUAAAGCAGCAACAGAACAGAAGCAGGAGGAAUUUUCGAGUACUCCACCAUGCUGGAUUGUCAAAGGGGGAUCUCUCUGAUCAGCAGUUAGGGAAGGAUUAACGUGGCCAGUUUGUCAGCUGUCAUUAGAAGCAGAUGACAGAGAUGAUAAGCUGCUGGUGCGCACGUCCUCACUCAGCAUGUGCUUUGGUUUACAUCAAGACAUAACACUGGUUUGGGAUAAUGGAGAGCUGAUAUUUUUAAGGCUGUAAAUUUACUGUUGCUGAUAUGUGUUCAAGAUGAGUGGGAUGGGAGAAAAUACCUCUGACCCAACCAGAGCAGAGUCAAGAAAGCGCAAGGAUCCCGAUCAGCUUGGACCCAGCCCUAAAAGAAGCACUGAGAAACGCAAUCGUGAGCAAGAGAAUAAAUACAUAGAAGAACUUGCAGAGCUGAUUUUUGCAAAUUUUAAUGAUAUUGACAACUUUAACUUUAAACCUGACAAAUGUGCAAUCUUGAAAGAAACUGUGAAGCAAAUUCGUCAGAUAAAAGAACAAGAAAAAGCAGCAGCAGCUAAUGAAGAUGAAGUGCAAAAAGCAGAUGUAUCAUCUACGGGUCAGAGUGUCAUCGACAAGGAUGCACUUGGACCAAUGAUGCUUGAGGCCCUAGAUGGGUUCUUCUUUGUAGUGAACCCAGAAGGUAAUGUUGUGUUUGUUUCUGAGAAUGUGACACAGUACCUAAGGUACAACCAAGAAGAGCUGAUGAACACAAGCAUAUAUAGCAUCCUGCAUGUAGGGGACCACAAUGAAUUUGUCAAAAUCCUGCUGCCAAAAUCUUUAGUGAACGGGGGAUCUUGGUCUGGUGACACUCCUAGGCGUAAUAGCCAUACCUUUAAUUGUCGGAUGCUGGUAAAACCUCUUGCUGAUGCUGAAGAAGGCCAUGAUAACCAGGAAGCACAUCAAAAAUAUGAAACUAUGCAGUGUUUUGCUGUUUCUCAACCAAAUUCCUUCAAGGAGGACGGUGAAGAUUUGCAGUCUUGCUUGAUUUGUGUUGCAAGAAGAGCUCCAAUGAAGGAAAGACCACUUCUUCCUUCAUCGGAGAGCUUUACUACUCGCCAGGACUUACAAGGCAAAAUAACUUCACUGGACACAAGUACCAUGCGAGCAGCUAUGAAACCUGGCUGGGAGGAUUUGGUGAGAAGAUGCAUUCAGAGGUUCCAUUCACAGCACGAGGGAGAAAUAUCUUUUGCCAAGAGGCAUCACCAGGAAGUGCUGAGGCAGGGACUAGCAUUUAGUCCUGUUUACCGGUUUUCCUUGUCUGAUGGCACUAUCGUUUCUGCCCAAACAAAAAGCAAGCUCAUCCGUUCUCAGACGACCAGUGAACCUCAGCUCGUAAUCUCCUUGCAUAUGCUUCACAGAGAGCAGAAUGUCUGUGGAAUGAAUCAGGAUUUGACUGGACAAGGAAUGGGGAAGAUAUUGAACCCAAUUAGCUCCAGCAGCCCUGCCCAUCAGGCCAUGUGCAGUGGAAACCCAGGUCAGGAUAUGACCAUCAGUAGCAAUAUAAAUUUUGCCAUAAAUGGCCCAAAGGAACAAAUGGGCAUGCCAGCAGGCAGGUUUGGUGGUUCAGGGGGAAUGAACCAUGUGUCGAGCAUACAAGCAUCCACUCCUCAGGGUAGUAACUAUGCACUAAAAAUGAAUAGCCCCUCACAAAGCAGCCCCGGCAUGAACCCAGGGCAGCCAAACUCUAUGCUUUCCCCAAGGCAUCGUGUGAGCCCUGGAGUGGCAGGAAGUCCUCGCAUCCCACCCAGUCAGUUCUCCCCUGCAGGAAGCUUACAUUCACCUGUGGGAGUCUGCAGCAGCACAGGAAAUAGCCAUAACUACACCAACAGUUCCCUGAACGCACUUCAGGCCCUCAGCGAGGGCCACGGUGUUUCUCUAGGAUCGUCGUUGGCUUCACCUGACCUAAAAAUGGGAAAUUUACAAAAUUCCCCUGUGAAUAUGAAUCCUCCCCAGCUAAGCAAGAUGGGAAGCCUGGACUCUAAAGACUGCUUUGGACUCUAUGGGGAGCAAUCAGAAGGUACAACUGGACAAACAGAGAGCAGCUGCCAUUCAGGAGAACAGAAAGAUAAUAGCGAUAGCAACAUGCCACCAGUUGUCAGUGGCGAGAGACCUGAUGGACAGAAUAAACUGCAUGAUGGAAAAAGCCAGACAAAGCUCUUGCAAUUGCUGACCACCAAAUCGGAUCAGAUGGAGCCUUCGCCUUUGUCCAGUACCAUGGGAGACGCUAGCAAGGACUCCACAGGAGGGUUGCCUGGGUCUAGUUCGACACAUGGAACCUCGCUCAAGGAGAAGCAUAAAAUUUUGCACAGACUAUUGCAGGACAGUAGUUCUCCUGUAGACUUGGCCAAACUCACAGCAGAGGCCACAGGCAAAGAACUGAGCCAGGAGUCCAGUAGCACAGCUCCUGGUUCAGAGCUGACUGUUAAACAGGAGCCAGCAAGUCCUAAGAAGAAUAAUAAUGCACUACUUCGCUACUUGCUAGAUAAAGAUGAUACUAAAGAUAUUGGUUUACCAGACAUACCCCCAAAACUGGAGCGGUUGGACAGUAAGACAGACCCUUCCGGUAGCACAAAGUUAAUACCUAUGAGGACGGAAAAAGAAGAGAUAAGCUUUGAGCCUAACGAACAGCCAGGCAGUGAAUUGGAUAACUUGGAGGAGAUUCUGGAUGACCUGCAGAACAGCCAGUUACCGCAGCUUUUCCCAGAUAGCCGCCCAGGCGCUCCAGCAGGCUCGGUCGACAAGCAAGCCAUCAUCAAUGACCUCAUGCAGCUCACCAGUGACAGCAGCCCCAGUGCGGCUGUGGCCACGCAGAAACCAGCAAUGAGGAUUUCACAGAGCACUUUUAAUAACCCACGAGCAGGGCAACUGGGCAGGUUAUUACCAAACCAGAACUUAUCACUUGACAUCACACUGCAGAACCCAACAGGUGCAGGAACUUUCCCACCCAUAAGAACGAGCAGCCCCUAUUCGGUGAUACCUCAGCCGGGACUGAUGGGCAGGAAUGAAGGGAUGAUAGGGAAUCAAGGAACUUUAGGCAACAGUAGCACAGGAAUGAUCAGUGGCAGUGCCCCUCGGCCUGCCAUGACAUCUGGAGAUUGGGGAAGCCAGGCUCCUGCUGUGAGGGUCACCUGUGCACCCACAGCUAGUGCCAUGAACAGGCCAGUGCAAGCAGGAAUGAUCCGUAACCCCACGGCCAGCAUCCCCUUGAGACCCAGCAACCAGCCUGGCCCAAGGCAGAUGCUUCCAUCUCAGGUCAUGAAUAUGGGGCCAUCCGAAUUAGAGAUGAACAUAGGAGGACCUCAGUAUAGCCAACAACAGGCGCCUCCAAAUCAGACAGCACCAUGGCCAGACAGCAUCUUGCCUAUAGAUCAGGCAACUUUUGGUAAUCAGAACAGGCAACCGUUUGGCAGCUCACCAGAUGAUCUCUUGUGUAAUCAUCCUUCAUCAGAGUCACCAAGUGAUGAGGGUGCUCUCCUGGAUCAGCUUUACAUGGCAUUACGUAAUUUUGAUGGUUUAGAAGAAAUCGACAGGGCUCUAGGAAUACCAGAACUAGUCAGCCAGAGUCAGGCUGUUGACCCAGAGACCUUCCCCAGCCAGGACUCCAGCAUGCUGAUGGAGCAGAAGGCUCCGGUGUUCUCCCAGCAGUACGCGGCGCAGGCGCAGAUGGCGCAGGGCAGCUAUGCACCCAUGCAGGACCCGAGCUUCCACGCCAUGGGGCAGCGCCCGGGGUAUGCAGCCCUGCGUAUGCAGCCCCGGCCCGGCCUGCGGCCCACUGGCAUCGUGCAGAACCAGCCAAACCAGCUGCGGCUCCAGCUGCAGCACAGGCUCCAGGCACAGCAGAAUCGGCAGCCACUGAUAAAUCAGAUCAGCAGUGUCUCCAAUAUGAAUCUGUCUUUGAGACCUGGAGUGCCAACACAGGGCCCUAUCAAUGCGCAGAUGCUGGCACAGAGGCAGCGGGAGAUCCUGAGCCAGCACCUGCGGCAGCGGCAGAUGCAGCAGCAGCAGCAGCAGGUGCAGCAGCAGCGGACGCUGAUGAUGCGAGGGCAGGGCUUGAGCAUGACCCCCAGCAUGGUGGCCGCCGGUGGCAUACCAGCAACCAUGAGCAACCCACGGAUCCCACAGGCAAACGCACAGCAGUUUCCAUUUCCUCCAAACUACGGUAUUAGUCAGCAGCCUGAUCCAGGCUUCACAGGGGCCACCACUCCUCAGAGUCCACUGAUGUCCCCAAGACUGGCUCAUACUCAAAGCCCCAUGAUUCAGCAGUCUCAGGCUAAUCCUGCCUAUCAGUCCUCUACAGAGAUGAAUGGGUGGGCACAAGGGAAUAUGGGUGGAAACAGCAUGUUUUCACAACAGUCCCCACCACAUUUUGGGCAGCAAGCAAGCACCAGCAUGUACAACAAUAACAUGAACAUCAGUGUAUCCAUGGCAACCAACACAAGUGGUAUGAACAACAUGAACCAGAUGACAGGGCAGAUCAGCAUGACCUCAGCGACCUCUGUGCCUACAUCAGGGUUGUCCUCCAUGGGUCCUGAGCAGGUUAAUGAUCCUGCUAUGAGGGGAGGCAAUCUUUUUCCAAACCAGCUGCCUGGAAUGGAUAUGAUAAAGCAGGACGGAGAUGCAGCACGGAAAUAUUGCUGACCCUGUGGGUGGUUUGGUUGCUCCUUUCUUCAGCUGACUGGGCUUACAGCCCCAAAUCCUUACCAGUUUGAAGAGCUGCGUCUGUUUGUCGUGACCCAACUGAGCUGCCAGCGCUGGUGGCGGCUGCCUGCUUCUGACAGGACUUAGCCCUGUCUUCCCAAGGGGAGCCAGGGCAGUUGUUGCCGAAGAGCAGCCUCUUUUGACAGUCUGAAGCUAGCGUACAGACAGUUGCUCAGUCUGUUCACUGCAUUCACCUUAGUGCAACUUAGAUCUCUCCUGCAAAGUAAAUGUUGACAGGCAAUUUUCAUAAACCAUGUCAGAUUGAAUGUAUUUAAAUGUAUGUAUUUAAGGAAAAACAACCAUGCUCUUGUUCUGUUUCUGUUUAGUUCUAGACCUUGGGGUUUUUUUGCUUUGUUUUCCCUGGCUUACUCAGUCUGGUGCAAAGGAUUCAGUUCCGUCUGAAAACUGGUGUGUUUUAAACUAAGGCCUGCAUUUUGGGGCGGAGAGGAGGCGUGGAGGAGGGUGUAGAGGCAACGUCUGGUACAUAUAGAGACCUCCAAUGAGCAUGUUCCACUGACAAGUCAGAGAAGAUGAACCGAUGCAGAAAACUAUACAGACCAAUUUUGAAUGGGGUUAAAGUUGUAAAAGAGAUGAAAAUUACCCUGUGAGAGGGCUGUUUAUAAGGGGCGUUUCGGUUGGGCUUUGUGGUAAUGUUUAUAAUGCAAGUAAUGAAUCCAAAAAUACAAGUUGGUUACUUUCUUAUUUAAUUAAAUUUCUAACAAUCAGCAAAUCCUGAUUUUUUUUACCUGGCUCUGCUGACCUCUGUCAUCUUCCUCUUCUUUUUAAUAGAGUAAAAGAACAGGUUACUCCUUUAUUUCCCUAGGUGUGUUUCCAGCAAUCUGGACGGCCAGUUACUGGAUGCUGAACAGCAAAGUUCAAUGGUAAUGCAUGUACUGAUUAUGGUAGUGGCAGAAUUGGUGCAUAAUAUCAAAGAGCUCAAGAUACCUGCUUUAAAGCAUGAUAAUUUCUGGUUCCCAUCCCCUUAGCUGGGAAAAUAACAGUUCAAUUCCUGUAAUACCUAUAGCAUAUAUCACUACAGACUUCACCACUAUCGUGUGUUUCUGAUUAUUUUAAAGCAGUGUGGACUAUGAGGAUGUUUUGUAAGGUACAUAAAAUCCAGUUUAUAUGUAAACAAGCAAUAAUUUAAGUUGAAAACUUAAGUGUUUUACUUGUAUAAUUUUUGUGAGAUAUACAUGUUGUGAAGUUGAUUCCAAAUGAGGUACUUCAGUAUUAAAUUAGAUAUCUUCUUAGCCGUGCGUGUCUCCUGGAAAAGUGUUUUGUAAAGGAUCACAAUGCCUUGAUUAGACCUAAUUUGUAGGCUUGAGACUUCUCAUUUUCUAAACCUUGUGAUUCUGCUCAUAAUGUCAUUUAACUAACCUAUAUUAUAUGCAGCCACUGUAGGAACCAAUUCUUGAUUUUUGUAUGUUUAUAUCCUUUCGUAAAAAAUCUUAGAAAAACUUAACUGUUACUAAGCAGGCCACUGUUAGGGGGUGGGUUUUUUCUUGCCCACUGUGGUUGGAAUAAUCUUUUACUAAACCAACAUCAGUUUCUGAGGACUUUAAAUAUUAAGAAAUUGAUGGUUUUGACCUCUGUUUUCUUUCUGCUGACCCCUAAUCUACAAACUUUCUAACCUGACCACAAUUUUUUUGAUGUCAGGUAAAAUGCAGUGCAUUUUAUAAUAUCUCCUCAGCCAUGCCUUUGGGGACUGAAAGCUUUAUUCUGUUGCCAUUUAAUUUCUUGUGGUUUUCAGGUGGGAGUUCAAAUUAAAUAGCAGCUCUCCUCUUAUUAAGGCUGAGGAAAACAUGAUAAAGGUGGUUUGAAAUAGGCCGCUUCUGUAGAAGGCUUUCGGUGAAAGCCCAGGAAAUGUACAGCUGGGUUUGCCCAUAAGGAAGGCAGUGCCACCAUUCUGGAGAAACAGCAUUUUUCAGCUGUCACUGUUCUGUUACCAAAAUUAAACAGAAUAUUUAGUCAGCUGAGCCAUCCUCUUACCUGCUGAUGGGAACCCAAAAUAACUGUCAGUCCUGAGCUCCACAGCCUCAUUACUACGACAUCUGUGCUAAAUUUGCAUUAUAUAUCUGACAGAAAAAUAUUUAUAUAAGAAAUGUAUAAAUUUGAAGGAAUUAAGUUCAUGCACCACAAAGUGUAAAUGAGUUUUAAAAUAAUUUUGGUUUUAUUCCAUUCUUUUUCAGUUCUUAACUGUAACCUCUGCAGAUAGAUUAUUCUUUUUCACAGUGGACAAAAUUGUUAGAAUUUGUCCUGUUUCACAACAGACCUGCAAACCCUGAUCAUCUGUAGUGAUUAUGAUAAUUCAUCAUCCAUUGCCAUUUUGAAAGAAAGGAGAUUGUACCUAUCGCUUUGGCUCCGUUUGGGUUCAUUGUGACUUUAGUUGUCUUCUAACUAAUGAAAGAGAAAAGUGAGUGAAGGAAUCUUCUGAUCAUAUUGAUCACUAUAGAAACAAAAAAGCCAAAUCAAUUCCCUUCAUUAUCAGUAUUUUUCAUCCUGUAUACAGUAAACUUGUUGGAGAAAGUACUUGGAUUUUGUUUAACAGAACAAUUAAUCAGUGUUCUACUUACAUUACUAAAUGUGAAAGGCGCAUAAUGUGAAAAAUAAGCAUAUAUACAUGGUCGUAUGACCUGUUUAAGUGUUCAUGUAAUGUGGUAAGUUUAAAAAGUGAAGUGAGCUGUUUUGCUACAAGGAAUUAAUUUGUACUCGAUCUUAAAAUAUUGUCCCACAUCGGUAUCCCUUUGGGCCUGUAUUAAUUAAAAGCAAUGUUUUUGCAGUUUAUACAAUACAUUUUUUAAUCUUUGUUUAAAAGCGGAAUUCAUAUGGGCUUAACAGAUGAAAUGGGUGGCACAGCUCCACUUGCAGAACCCAAAGAUACACAAUCAGUUUUGAAAUGCAACUUAAGCCAUUAAUUGUUGGUGUGAAUUUAAAAGUUUUCUAGUAUUUGUAUGGUAGUAUGCUGCCUAAGAGCAAAAGCAUUCUCUGCACAAAAGAAAAUUUACUGUAGUGGCUUUGAUUUUAAUUAGAAUUUUCUCCCUGGUGUUUCUUUGUAGACUAAAACAAAAUCUUUUCAGUUUCUUACUACAGGUAAAAGCUAUGUGCAAGAACCUCAAAAUGCUAAAAUCUAGCAUAAUGCCUUAGAUCUGUUUUUAAGUCUUGUAUAUUCCUACAUAGCUGUCUAAUGUAUUAUAUUUGUAUAGUGAAUUGUGUACAAUUUUGGAAUAAGUGCAUCAUCACUUAAUCUUUAUGUUGUUCAGUAGAGAUGAUGGACACAUUUCUUCAAACAUUUACUGUCAUUUAAUUUUUUUUUUCCCUUUAUGUCAUUUGUGGGUUUUAUUUGUACAGUUCAUCAUGAAGUUGCAUCUGAGAUGUGUGUAUAUGAAAAGAUUAUACAAGGGUAAAAUUAAGCAAUAUAUAAACUAUGGUUCUUCAGGAGAAAGCUUACAGUGUUUCAGGUUGUGAUUUAUUUUCAAAACGGAUUUGACUCUGAACAUCACUUUGUUCACCUGCAUUGAUGUUUGUAUUUCUAGUGUGAGCAGUUUAUGCAAAGGUAGAUAUAUUCAGAGAAAUUUUAAAUACAUUUAUGCAAGUUAAUAUUGCUUUGCUGAUGCUAUUUGCUUAUUUGAUGUUAAAUAAUGCUAUUGUAAAUAAA
This is a messenger RNA of Strigops habroptila (Kakapo), 9160 nucleotides long. It is a transcript of the gene NCOA2, whose product is annotated as nuclear receptor coactivator 2. Gene Ontology annotation, molecular function: nuclear receptor binding; protein dimerization activity. The record is from RefSeq and is a predicted model, not a curated record. Bases 1051 to 5445 code for a protein of 1464 amino acids. Gene Ontology annotation, biological process: positive regulation of transcription by RNA polymerase II; cellular response to hormone stimulus. Gene Ontology annotation, cellular component: nucleus. NCBI's taxonomy places the organism in Eukaryota, Metazoa, Chordata, Aves, Psittaciformes, Psittacidae. The transcript is spliced from 22 exons.